CACAAAAACAAGGCAGACUUCCUGGAAUGAGGCUGUUUUUCAGUGAGUGCAGCAGGAGAUCGUGCUCAGACUGGUUGAAGAUGCGUCUGCUCCCGUUUGCUCUGUUGCUCGCAGCUGGAGUCUUCCUGACCUCCGCUGAGGCUCAAAGCUCCUUCAGCAAACUCCCAGACACUUACAAGAAAGGAGUGGAGCUCGCUGUGCAAAAUGUCAAUGCUCACGAAGGCGUCCAGCAGCAUUUUCUCUUCUUUAAAACCAUUGAUAAGUCGCAAAUUGAGGCAGGGCAUGAUGUCACCUACAUCUACCAUAACUUUCAUCUGAAAGCCACCAAAUGCAAAAGAGGAAUUGAGAACGCUGAUACAACCACAUGUGCGUUCAGGAAUGAUCGCCCUCUGAUUGACUGUGCCGUCUGCUAUAAGACCUACGCUGGAGCCAUUGAGACAGAACCCAAACCAUAUAUCAACUGUGUGCAUAAACCCGCUCUCACUGAGGACAUGAAGAAGGAGAGAAUAGAGUAUUGUAAUAAGAUGUGUUACAGCAGUGGAUCUCCCACCCUACUGGCCGUCGGAUCUUAAUGAACCGCUGGAGGCAGUCGGAUGUUCACGGUUUGAAGAACACAGCGUCAAUGAUCUUAACUGUCUAAGAUCAACAGUCUUAUGUGCCAAAUCAGCUCUUUUAUCAUGCAUAUUUGCUUCACAAGAACUAAAGUGAUAGUAAUUGUAACAUUUUUCUGCUUUAAUUUUCACAAGCAAGCAUCACUGUGACCCUAUCCCUAACUUUCCUUAAUGUAAGGUUAUACACAAACUUUUUAAAAUGCGUACCUAUAAAUGGCUACAUCUUGCAUUGCAAGAUAUGAUCAUAUAGUCUUUAAAGUGUUAGUUCACCCAAAAAUAAAAAUUCAGUCAUAUUAAUUACUCACCCUCAUGUCGUUCUACACCCGUAAGACCUUCGUUCAUCUUCAGAACACAAAUUAAGAUAUUUUUGAUGAA
Molecule: messenger RNA, 986 nt
Organism: Megalobrama amblycephala (Wuchang bream)
Lineage: Eukaryota; Metazoa; Chordata; Actinopteri; Cypriniformes; Xenocyprididae
Exons: 4
Coding region: 27-572 (181 amino acids)
Biological process (GO): regulation of lipid catabolic process; inflammatory response
Molecular function (GO): signaling receptor binding
Source: RefSeq, a predicted model, not a curated record